CCGAAACUCACAGAGCUGCGUGCAUCUUCCUUAAAAAACCUUUCUACUUCUUCAAAACUGUACUUAGAGAUCGAUCUAAGUACCAAAUUUCAAAAAAUUCAGACUUUUGCAGCGUUUUGAUCUGUAUAUUAUCUCAACAGAAUUGGUUUCCCUUUGAAAAACCAUCUCGCUGGAGUGAAAUCUACUAAUUUUAUCCUUGAUCUCGAGUAUGGAAACCCUAAUUCUGAAAGGCUCCCACUUCCCCACUUUCUUCGCGAUGUUCUCCUUCAUAUACCUGAUUGCUUAUUUUAUAGUUUUUCGGAACUGGAACCCAAAGCAACGCCCUGACGCGACAAGCUGCUUGAUUUCUCUGGUGCAUGGAACGCCCGCCGUCGUUUUGGCCUUAUCCGCUCUUUUAGCGAACCCCGCAGUCGGCUUCGCCUCGCGUAACUCCAGAUCUCAGAACCUUGCCCUUGAUUUCAGCAUCGCUUACUUCACAAUUGACCUCCUUCAUUUCCUCGUCCUCCUCCCCGGCGAUGUCCUCUUCAUCGCCCACCACCUCGCCACCCUCUUCGUUUUCGUUACCUGCAGGUAUCUUGUUUUGCAUGGCGCCUUUGCAAUUCUGGUCCUUUUGGUGCUUGCGGAGGUCACUAGCGCUUGCCAGAAUAUUUGGACCCUUGCUGGACUUCGGCGAACGGACCUGGCUGUGGCUGCCAAUGUUUAUCGGAUUCUGUCUCCACCGUUCUAUGUUUUGUAUUCGAUCAUGAGGGUAGUUCUUGGACCUCUGUUCUUCUUGAAGAUGAGCAUGUAUUAUUUGAGUGGUGAAGCAGAUGAUGUCAUUCCUAGAUGGGUUUCUGUUUCGUGGAUUGUGGUUGUUGGGGGAGCUAUAUUGGUAAGCAUCAUGUGGAUCUCGAAUCUUUGGGUGGAACUAGUUAGGGAAAUGAAGGGGAUAACUGAGAAGAAAGAGAGGUAGCUAUGGUUAUUCUUGCAUUGUUCAUUCUGUUGGUUGAUUUGGCAAGCUUCUGAUGUUGAAACACAACAGCAGUAGAAGUUUCGCUCCUCUUAGUUAAAUGUGGCAGCUACCAAAAAUAUCAAGUAUUUAUUGAAUUUCUAUUUUAUGAAUAACAUUCAUGAAUCUGUAUAUUUCAAUGAUUUAUUAGUAACUCUUUGAUUCCUUUGUUAUUGAAAAUUGGGGGGGAUUAUGGAUCCUUUAGUUAUUCCACACACAUGCAUUGUGCUUAUUUCUUGUUCCUCAAUAUUUUAGGUAUUGCCUAGGUUUGGUCAAAUUUUUUUGGAGAUUUUCUUCUUAGGGCCUGUUUGAUUUGGUACUCUAUACUUUCAGAAAUUUUGAUGUUUAUUCGGAUGAAUUUCAACUGAAGUGAAAAAUUACACUGCAUUUAAAAUUCAUUCUCUAGUUCAUUUUUAAUUUGCUUGAUUUUGGUGAAUUUCAAAUCUGCCCUUUUCAGCAAAGUAUUCAUAACGCCGCUGGCCUCCUGUAGAUUGUUGCCAAUCGGCCACCACCCGUCGUCAUUGCCCGCCGCCACUACCAGCCACCUAUCGCCGCCACCCUCUGUAGUAGUUCGUCUUCCGUCCACCACUAAUAACUGGCUGCCGCCUAUUAACCACCCCCUCCAAACGCUGCCACCACGUGCCAGCGACGUAUAUUACAUUGAUUUUGUUUUUUCCAAACUAAACAAUAAAAUGUGAAGUCUUGCAUUUAGUUUACAUGGAAUUAAACAACUUCAAAUUAUUCAAAA
Molecule: messenger RNA, 1736 nt
Organism: Phalaenopsis equestris
Lineage: Eukaryota; Viridiplantae; Streptophyta; Magnoliopsida; Asparagales; Orchidaceae
Product: TLC domain-containing protein At5g14285-like
Exons: 1
Coding region: 209-952 (247 amino acids)
Cellular component (GO): membrane
Source: RefSeq, a predicted model, not a curated record